This is a messenger RNA of Corapipo altera (White-ruffed manakin), 3044 nucleotides long. RefSeq names its product chromosome unknown C4orf33 homolog (gene CUNH4orf33). The record is from RefSeq and is a predicted model, not a curated record. Lineage: Eukaryota; Metazoa; Chordata; Aves; Passeriformes; Pipridae.
AUGGGUGGAGGCGGCAACUCGCGGACGCCGGGGACCGGCUCUCCUCACCGAGGGACGCGCUCGGCCGGGACCGGAGAGUGGAGCUGUCCCUCCGCUCCCUACCCUCAGCCCCGGGAGGAAAACAGCCCCAGUGCCACCACAGCCACCUCCAAACCCGACGGCGGAGCCUCACAGCAGCACAGGACGACAGCCGUCAGCCAGCGCCUCCGCCCCGCCCUCAGCGACGGCCUCGGUCACGUGGAGCCCAGACAGGGCGGGGCUCUACGGUUGUGGGGGGGGAGUGGUGUUAGAGGCUGUCGGUUUCCAUGUGAAGCCGGGUUUUUUUUAGGGAGCCACAGCGGAGGGGUGUCUGAAGGUUAUGUGGAAUUUAGAAUUAAACACACAUGGGAUGGUUUACCUGUGAGCCAUAACCUGGUUAUGAUUCAGCUGAGGCCAGACAAUGCAGGACUGCUAAUGGAAGUUCAUGGUCCCUUCUGUAAUGACCCUCAAGCACCACUUGGAGAGUCAGGGAAACCUUUUGAUAGGCUGUGGGAUUAUGAGGUUGUAGAAGCAUUUUUCCAAUUUGCAAUUCAUGGCUCGAAAGAAGAGAGGAUAUACAAAGCACUUUAUCUUGUGCCUCAAAAUGAACUACAGGAAGGACAGAAAGCAGAUUUGUAAACAUAAAAUUAGCUCUUUUAGUUGCACUGUUGUUGGAAUACUUAAAGAAAGCCAAUCUAGUUUUAGGACUGAGUGGCACUAGUAUUUUAAUUAUACUGCUUAGCUCUGGAUCCAUUGGUGCUGUAUUUUGUAUAAAGCACUGAGGCAGAUAGAUGUAAUCAGUGCUUGAUUUCCAUGUUAUCCCCUAGGUGUAUAGAAAACUAUGCAUUCAAUACUAUUGACAUCUGCUUGAUCACCUUCCUGAGCUAAAUCAUAGAUAGGUUGUUCUACUUUUCCCUUGCCUCCAGCACCUCCUGAAGUACCAUUUAGUGAUAAUUUCACCAGAUAUAUUUCCAGUAAAUCUCUUUUGCUACUCCCCUACUGUUCUAAACAACUUCACCUCUACAGAUGGCUCCAUACUGUAGAAAAAUUUGAAAAGGCAGACUAAACCAAAAAGCAUAAUAAAAGGAUACCCAGUAUCAUUAGAAAAACUAGAGAAUCUUGACUUUUAAAUUGUGCUUUGGACUUAUUUAUUUUCUUUGGCUGUGUGGCUGAGAUGGUUGGUCUGAUAAAACCUGUUACUUCUGGUCACUUUUUGUAAAUUAACUAGCUCUAGAGAACAGACUAUAUUUCUUAUGCAACCUUGUCGCACAACAUACAAUGACAAGUAAGGUAAAUCAUAGGUAAAUUAUGCUUUGUUGCCUUUUUUUUAAGAAAAACUUAUGUUUUGCAGCUGUUUAUUUUUAAAAAUUCUAAGCUAUUGCUAAUAAAAUACAUUAGCAGUGUUCUGUGAGAAAUAGAUAUUUUUAUUUCUCUGUAAUAGCCUGUAAUAAUUUCAAGAAGGGAUUCUUUUUACAGUAUUGCUUUCAAAAAAAACCCUUGUCUUUUUCAGACCUUGGUAGAAGAUGUGAUUAUGCGAAGAGGCUGUUCCUUGCUGCUUUCAUUGUUCUUAGUUUGUCUUUACUCUUACAAAUUACCUCCUAAUACGAGAGUUCCAUUCACCUUUUUAAAUUAUUAAUGUGGUGUCAGAUGUUCUAUUUACUGUUUAGUGGUUUUUUAAUGUAAGUAUUUAUUUUUGGUGCCUUCCUUCUAUUGUUUCUGUAUGAUAGCCUAAAGAAAAACUUCUUAACAAGAAAUGAUUCAUAGUAUUUAAAAGAAAAUGAGGUUUCUAGUCUUUUGAAAAAAAUAUAUUUACUAGCUUCAUUAUCCCAUCCAGUCUUCCUUUCCUCUGUAAGUUGGUCAAGACUUGUAAAUUUUGGCUCCACUGGAGUGCGGAUAUGUCAUAAAGCAAGAUGUCAUUGCUCUUUCUCUGACAGCGGUUCCAGACAGCAUAAGCUGAGGGAGUUUAAAAGGCAAGCACUUUGUUAACUUCACUUUCUGCUGGGUGAUACUUCUUCAUAGCUGAAUAUUUUGCCCUGUGCUUCACAGUACAAGUCAUUGUCUGGAAUUUUUCAAGGAUUUAGACAUGAAAGAACUAAUAGGAGAAGACUGGAAGCAGCUGUGAUGGACUGAGAUGUUAUUAAUGUCUUAAACAUUGUCAAAAUCAUAGAAAGCCUUUUUGUCAAGCUGCAAGAAAGCAACUGCCUGUCUGCAACCACUGAAAUCACCCCCUCUUCCUCAAUAUGCUUCUUGACUGGAAUUUGGACUGUGAAGGGAAGCUUGAGAUAAGACUAUUGUCUAAUCAUCUCAGGUCUGAGGAGAAGUAAACAAGGCUCAGGGAAUCUGCCCUAGCUGAGCUCAGUGGGUGGCAGAGGAGGAGGGUUUGGGGAGUGUGAUGGCAAAAUCUCUCCACACAAAACAGAGUAAACCGCACCCCCCCAGGAUGACUAGGUACACAUGGGGCAUUCACAUGAAUGGCAGCUGAGAAGGGGUCAUAAACAAUCAAAGACCCCCAAGGUAUCCCUCUCACCACCAAGAAGACCAGAAAAAUGGGACCUAUGGGAUGCUGCCCGAUUACAUGGAGUGGCGAUAUAUUUUCUAUUUUUCUCUCUCUCACUCUCUUCUUCCCCUCACCAUCCUUUUUCUAUUUCUUUCUAUCUCUCUCUGUCUCAGAUUUACUGUAAAAUACACCAUUCUGAGCAGAGUUUUUUAAUAUCAGAUUAGUAAGGCUUUCCUUGACACCGAAGUCAUCAAUCAGUCUUAAAAUCAACAGUAAAGUAUGUGGCUCAGUUGAUUCUAAAUGAAUGAACAGCUCGUGUGUCAAUUCAUCUGGGUAUGGAGUUUUUAUCUGUGCAAGAGAUAAAUCUAUUGCUACCAAUGACAGUGAAAAAAUAUACUAAAAUUACAGCUGUGUUUUCAUGAGAGCUCUAAAGCCUGGUAAGGCCAAUACCUGGCUUGAAAUCUUUUGGGUUCUGGUAGUUGCUGCAUUUCUGCUGUAUUUUCACUGCUACGUUUUUGUUUCUUGACUG